Messenger RNA from Ogataea philodendri, 3282 nucleotides. RefSeq lists its product as uncharacterized. The transcript has a single exon. Gene Ontology annotation, cellular component: condensed chromosome; condensin complex. Gene Ontology annotation, biological process: mitotic chromosome condensation. The record is from RefSeq and is a predicted model, not a curated record. Lineage: Eukaryota; Fungi; Ascomycota; Pichiomycetes; Pichiales; Pichiaceae. The coding region runs from base 1 to 3282 and encodes 1093 amino acids.
AUGGCUGAAGUGGUCACCAAACCAGCAGUCUCUUCGCGAACGUAUCUUAAAUCUCUUCAUGAGUUAUCUCAGCCUGACCAGAUUGAACGGGCUAUUCGUCAAAGCUUUCAGGAAUCCCAACAAACCGUGUCUUCUCAUGGGAAACAGAUCGCUAUUCUGAGAGCUCUCCAGUUGAGGUGUCGCGAACUGACCUUACAAUCCCAGUUUAACGAGCUGUUUUGCAAGAUGGUCAACAAGAUCCUCGUGGUGAAACGUAACGAGCCCGCUGGUGACCGGAUUGUCAAGUUCAUUUCCUCCUUUGUCAACUCGAUCAAUCCUGAAUCAGACGACGACAACGCGAUGGUUGACGAACAGGACGAAAAAAUGUACAACAGAUUCAUCGACAGAGUUGCUCGUCAUCUGCUAAGAGGCCUGGAAGCUACAAAUAAGAAUGUCCGGUACAGAUCGUGUCAUAUUCUAUCCCAUCUGAUGAAUAACAUGACCUCCAUCGAUAGCUCGUUAUACGAAACAUUGAGCGAGCAGUUGCUGGCCAGGAUGUACGACAAGGAGCCGCAUGUUCGAAUCAAGGCAAUCACAACAUUAGCAAGUUUCCAAGAACCUGACGGUAGCGACGAGCUCAGUAACGCAGCUCAAAAGAUUAGAUUCGUGAUGCAAAACGAUACAAACCCAGAGGUUAGAAGAGCCUGUUUGCGUCAAAUCGAGAAAACAAAACAUACCCAGUCGUACAUUUUUGAACGGGCAAGAGAUACUAAUUCCAUCAACAGAAGAUUAUUAUACUCAAAGGUCUUACCUGGUUUCAAAGAUUUCCGCCGCAUAGACUUCAAUUCAAGAGACCAAUUGUUGAAAUGGGGUCUCAAGGAUCGCGAAGAGUCGGUGAAAAAGGCUGCUGUGAAAUGGCUGUCUGAAAACUGGAUGCAAACUCUGAACAACGACGUGAUGGAGCUUCUUGAAAGACUGAAAGUCACAAGAAGCGACAUUGCAGAGCUUGCGGUGCGCAAUUUCCUGGACAAUAGACCUGACAUCGUGGCCAAAAUCACUUUCGACGAACAGGUGAUACGCAGUCUUACGCCAGAGACCUCUUUGCUUCUGAGGGUGUACUUCCAGCAUUGCAACGAUACCAACAAACUGACUCAGCUGGAGAAGUUCUUCCCCGAAGCGGCGCAGUUUUCCGAUAUCUUGGGUGCCUACUUUACUAAAAGAAGAGAAAUAAUGAGCCACAUCUCACAAACAAAGCCGAUCUUGGAGGCUGAGAGCUCGGUUGACAUGACUGAACUCGAAGAGUGCAAUUUUAUGCUUCGCCAGCUGCUCAUAGUGGCCUCAGAAUAUGACUACAGUGACGAGUUUGGAAGAAGCAGAAUGCUCAACACGCUCAGAUUCAACUUGACUAAUGACCAUUUGUCUGAUGAUCUGAUCGAGGUUAUUAUGCUCUGUAUUCACAAGUUGUCCAUAAGUGAAAGAGAUUUCACGCAGAUGAUCGUCGAAAUCAUCAACGAUUUGAAAGAUUCCGCUUUUGAGAAGCAAGACGCUGCCAACCAAGAUAUCAACGGUGAAAGCUCCAGACUGGAAGGUGCUUAUGAAGACGAAGAUGAGGACGAAGACGAUGAGGACGGAGAGUCCAGUUUCCAUUCUGCCAGAGCCAAUCUAUCCAAAUCAUCGAUCGCGAGCGCUAACAGAUCGAUGCAGCAGGAGCUCAGACAGGUUGAGGAGCUGAGUCCAGAGAUUCUGACCGAGUGUCUUUCUAUUGCACGCAGAAUGCUGGAGCUGGUUAGUGAGCCUUUGAAAAACAACGUCACGUUAAUGUCCAUUCUUGACAGUUUGAUUCGUCCAUCGAUUCGUCGUUCCGAAACAGAGAUCAGACGCGUUGGUUUGAUCUGUCUGGGUCUGUGUUGUAUUCUGGAUAAGGACCUGGCAGCAGACAGCAUAUUUGUGUGUGCUAUCUUUGUGACAAAGAGUAACGAGGAAUCGUUGAUUGUCACAGGUAUCAAGGUGAUUUCUGAUCUUUUGGCAGUCCACGGAAUCGGUGUUUUGGAAGCAGAAACUGCUAAUAGUGUUGACGCUAUUGCCAUUGCUAGACUGUUUUACAGAACUUUGAGAGAUACUACGAAAAAGGAGGCCCAGGCUACCUCCGGUGAGGCACUGUACAAAUUGUUCCUUUGCGGUGUGAUCACAGAUGAUGAGCUAUUUGAAACCACGUUGUUAUCCUAUUUCAAUCCUGCUAUCAACGACAACGAGCAACUGAAACAAUGUCUGUCGUUCUGUAUUCCUGUUUAUGCUUUCUCGCACGAAUCUCACCAGGAGAGAAUAUCACGGGUCACCUCUGACACGCUCUACAGACUUUUCAGCGCAUGGGAUGAGAUGGCUGAGGUUGAGACGGUCUCGCAACUGUCGCCUCAGUCUAUUAUCCAGCAAUUGAUGUACUGGACCGACCCGUACAGAGUUGUCAACAAGAACUCAGAUGAAGCUCUGGCAAGUUCCAUCCAGGUUGACGUUGGUCUUCAACUGCUUACAUUAUUGGGCAGACUCGAGUAUUCAGGAGCCACCAAGCCGUUUUUCAAGGCUAUUAUGACUUCUUUACCAAAACUGACAUUUACAGAGCAUUGCGACGCUGUCAAAUUAGCACAACUGCUGGAUGCUCUAGAGGAGGUUGAAGGGAAGUUGGAGAAGCCGUUGAAAGACCAAACGUCGAGAAAUGGAUACAACAGGUUCAAGGAGUAUGUUGAAGAUUGUUUGGAGAAGGCUGGUGGCAGAAGGGAAGAAGCUGCGGAGGAAGAAGCCGGGGAAGGCCAAGUCGAAGAAGAGGACGUGCAGGAGGAGGAGGAUGAAGGAGAAGCUGACGAGGAAGGGUCGGAGCCUGAAAAGCCUACAGAGACUGUUGAUUUUGAAGAGCCUGUUUUGAAAGAGGACCCUGAAAGCCAUUUAGCCGAAUUGGGUGCUGAUUCGGGCACCGAUGAGGCAGAACCAGUCGCCAAGAAAACCAAACCGGCAAAAUCUGCCAAAAAGGGAAGAAAUGGAUCUCCGAAAAACGAGCACAAAUCUGACAAGAAAUCGAAAAAGCCUAAGCGAGGAAAAAGAGUCAAGAGCGAGAGCGAAGAUUUGUUGGCUACCAAGGUGACAAAACCUAAGAAGGAGAAAAAAGUUGUCAAAAAGCCAAAAGCAAAGAAAUCAGCAGCGUUUUCGGAUUCCGAAGACGAACAGCCUAUUUCUUCUUUCCAGCCUGCCGAGGACAGUGACCAGGAAGUUGGCGAUACUUCUGCAAUUGUCUUUUUGUCUGAUGACGAAUAA